AUGUCUCCGGGCCGUGCGGGAAUGCUCUUUAGCUGCAUUCCGCCGCAUUACCAUGAAGCCGUCUUCACCUCCCGUCACGACGACGACGACUCGACGCGCUCGGCGGCGCUAGUGCCGACCACUCAAUCUCACUUUGAUCCCUCGGUCUACCCACCUCCAUCUUGGGCAGCGACUCUGCCGUUCGACACUCCCGCUCCUCGUCGCGUCGUCGUGCCCACCAUGCCGUCUCGUCAGACCUCCUCCCCUCUCCCCUCACCUCCCUCGAAGUCAUGGCCCGCAUCGGUCUCGCCACCCCAGCGCUCCCUGACGUCCACUCCUCAUGUCGUCCAGAUCGAGGACCCCGACAAGUCCAUCAGGGAACUCGACGAGAAGGCAGAGCUCCCUUUCUCGUCGCUUGAGAACGGUGGCAAGGUUCAACCCAAACGACGAAACUACGCCCCCAUUGUUAUUGCUGCCUUUGUCCUCCUGGUCUUCCACAGCUCUCGCUUGGUGUGGAGCAAAUACCAGGAGCACAACCUUUCCAUCGACAUUGGUACCUCUGCGUCCUCCUCUGCCGAAACCUUCAUCACCUCCGCCUCGGCCACCACUCUGGACGAGCCGCGGCCUCAGCUGCCCGCCGACUGGUGGCACCGUUGCACCAAGCACCUCGUCGUACCCGCCGGCAUGUACACUGACCGCCUGGACAAGCUCGCCGCAACGCUCAAGGGUGGCGCGUGGAUCUCGGAACCCGGAGCCAGUGUCGAAUACUACCUCGGUGCGUUUGGCCCCGGAGUAUGGCACCCGAGCGAGCGGGCCUUCCUCGUCGCCGUCGACAGUGCUGGCAGCGUCACCAUCCUCACUCCGGCGUUUGAGGAGGGCCGCGCCCGCCUCAUCCCACUCCCCAGCGACGUGGUCAAGCGCGUCACCUGGCUGAGCUGGACCGAGAGCGAGUCGCCGUACACCGUCCUGAUCAACCACCUGGGCAACAAGCCUCAGAUCGUCCUCGAGGCUGGCGUGCGCAACUUUGUCGUCGAUGGUGUGCACAGUGCCCAGAAGCAGCGCGGCAUGGACCCCAGCCUCCCCGCGUUUGACGUCGGGUCCGCUGUGGCCUCGAUUCGCGAGCGCAAGGACGAGCGCGAGAUUGGCCUCAUGCGCUGUGCCAACGAGGCGACGCUUCACGCCAUCCGCAAGACGCGCAUGCAGAUGUACAUUGGCAUCAGCGAGAGCAUGACUCGCAAGAUCCUGUACAAUGAAAUGAGCCAUGUGGGACUCAAGGACUACUCCGCCUUGGUGCUCUUUGGGCCCAACGCAGCCCUGCCGCAUGGGUCCGGGACCGACCGCACCCUCGGGAGCGACGAGUUUGCCCUCAUCGACGCCGGAGGGUACUGGGGCGGAUACAUUGCCGACAUUACGAGGACCUUCUUCCUUCCCGACUCGAACAUUUCAGACGAGCACCGUGAAGCCUGGGAGAUUGUCCGUCUGGCCCAGCGCGCCCCGGCCAGUCUGCUGCACUACGCCGAGCCCGCCGAUAAAGUACAGCUUUCGUGGCUCGACGACCGUGCCCGCGAGACCAUCAAGCGCGGCAUGGCCGCCCUCGGCGUGCCCCCGCAAAAGGGCCACAAGCCCGACUACACCGUCUUCACGCACCGUCUCGGCCACGGAAUCGGGCUCGAGGGCCACGAGUCGCCGUAUGCCGUCCAGGGGCCCCUGGGCGAGCGCGAUGUUCUCACAGGCCACACGUUCACCCUCGAGCCCGGAGUGUAUAUCCCCCAGGACUCGGACAUUGGAGACGAGAGCAUCAGGGGGCUGGGUAUCCGCCUCGAGGACGUGGUAGUUGUGCGGGAGGUGGACGGGCGCAUGAAGGCCGAGUUCCUCACGGGACCGGUUGACAAGUGGGGUGACGUGUAG
This is a messenger RNA of Apiotrichum porosum, 1887 nucleotides long. RefSeq lists its product as uncharacterized. NCBI's taxonomy places the organism in Eukaryota, Fungi, Basidiomycota, Tremellomycetes, Trichosporonales, Trichosporonaceae. The coding region runs from base 1 to 1887 and encodes 628 amino acids. The record is from RefSeq and is a predicted model, not a curated record. The transcript has 2 exons.